GUAGGGUGAAAUGAAGCAACUCAUAUUCCGACAAGUCGCCUGCAACUGCUCCUCAACUUACUCCUCAGCCUUCUCCCAUCCUUCCCCAAUGUUGUGCUUCCUGCUUCUUUGGCUCCGCACGAAUACCUAUCUUCUUCUUCUUCUUCCUCCUUCUCGUCCUCCUCCUUGGUCUCAUGUACUGAUGUCGGCUUAUGCUCGGCCGGUGAGUAGGUAGGCAGUAUAGAAAAUCAAGGGCG
Neurospora tetrasperma FGSC 2508 is the source of this 236-nucleotide messenger RNA. RefSeq lists its product as uncharacterized. NCBI's taxonomy places the organism in Eukaryota, Fungi, Ascomycota, Sordariomycetes, Sordariales, Sordariaceae. The record is from RefSeq and is a predicted model, not a curated record. The coding region runs from base 11 to 214 and encodes 67 amino acids. The transcript has a single exon.